GUUGAUUUUAAAAUCAAAACAGUAGAGCUAAGAGGAAAGAAAAUUAGAUUACAAAUCUGGGACACAGCAGGUCAGGAGAGAUUCAACAGCAUUACCUCAGCUUAUUACAGAAGUGCCAAGGGAAUCAUAUUGGUAUAUGAUAUCACCAAGAAGGAGACUUUUGAUGAUUUACCAAAAUGGAUGAAAAUGAUCGAUAAGUAUGCUUCAGAAGAUGCAGAGCUUCUGUUAGUUGGAAAUAAACUGGACUGUGAAGUUGAUCGAGAGAUUACUCGACAGCAGGGAGAAAAGUUUGCACAGCAAAUAACUGGGAUGCGGUUCUGUGAAGCCAGUGCCAAGGAUAAUUUUAACGUGGAUGAAAUAUUUCUAAAACUUGUUGAUGACAUUCUGAAAAAGAUGCCACUGGAUGUUAUAAGAAAUGAGUUGUCCAACAGUAUCCUGUCCCUGCAACCAGAGCCAGAAAUCCCACCAGAACUGCCUCCUCCAAGGCCACAUGUCCGUUGCUGUUGACUUGUUACUCCAUACAGAGUGAAAAAUAGGAGUGGGAGGGAAAAGAAAGUAUCCUUACUACUCUGCACUACAAUCAUUUGGCAGUUUCUUGUUGCACUUUGUUAUUUGAGUCAGAGCUACACACUAAUUUGUAAAUAUGCAAAUAUGUAAUCCUGUGUAGGAUUCAGCUAUAACAUUUAAUUAUUACCCCUUUCCCUCACAAUUGUAUUUCAUUUAUUGCCCCAGUGUUAUAAAUAUUGUACAGUCUGUGGGGAACUACCACACUUCCAGUCGAGGAGGAGGAAAUUGAAUCUAUACCUAUUCUUGACAUAAAUGUUGUAAUAGUUCUUGUUAUUAUAAACAGGCAGGCAGAAGCUCUUCUGGUAUGAAGAUAAGUAUAUGGUGCUUUGCUAACUAUUUUAAAGAUGAAUUUUUUUAAAACAGAGGACUUUAUGUACAAAGCUUCCAUAAUCAGCAUUAUAUUUCCUUUUAGUGUAGUGAAAACACUUCUGGCUGUAGCAUCCUCUGCUGACUGGAUUUAUUGAAAAGCUAAGUUUAAUUUCUGGCAGUCUCUUAUUUAUUUUGUUCAAUGCUGAACCCUCCCUUUGUGUACUAAGACAUCCCAUUUGGUGCAAAUUUAAGAUUGCACUCUGAAAUUGCGUAUAUAAUUUUUUGCUUAAGCAUAAACUUGGUUGCGGGAAUCAUUAAGAUUCAAUAAAAAAUUGAGAUGUGUUCAACUCUAAAAGAAGAUACAGAAAGCAAUGCUGCUGUCCUAGACAAAUUCUUUACAAAAAAAAUUAAGAUAAUACAUUUUCCUGUGUUAAGGAAUAUAUAUGUGUAUUUGUCUGGACAUCUGUAGGGUGGGAGGUGGGAGGGAACUUAAGGUAAAAUGUUUUUUUUCCUAAUGGUGGAAAUUAUUCCCAUCAAGCAUAUACUGUGUUUAGGUUUUUGUCUGAUAAUGAAUUUGUGAAUUAUAUCUUUGGUAUAUCUUUUAUUAAAAUGCACUGUUUAGUUUAGUUGUGGUAAAUCGGUAGUUACAUAUUUGAAUAACUUGGUGUGUCCUGAAUGUUGUGGUAUUGAAAAACAUUGUGGUCUUUCUAAACUAAUGAAGUGCAAAUAAAAUUUUGUAUUUAUGAAUGACAGUGGAACUGCACCUGUUAUUAGAGUGGCAAACAUCAAAUGAUGGAUAAAAGGUAAAGUCUGUUGUAUGGAACAACUUUUACUCUAAUUUUCUUACGGUUUGAUUUUCAUUGUAACAGUUCCUCUAGGUGUAGUCAGAAGAGCAGCCAACAUCCAUUGUUUGCUCGCACCACUGCCCUCUUGGGAUGACCUAGCCCAGCCGAUACCCUCAAAUGGCAUGUGACUGCCUGUCAUGCUACCUUAGCAGGUGGUUGCAAAACUAUUGAUUACACUGGGAACACAAAUAUGAACCAGUCUUUUCAGAUUGCAGCUUCUUUACUCUUCAUUCUCUGGUGCUGGAACCCGUUGUGUCACUUUUGCCACUGUUCUAGCAUAAACACUGGUACUGACCAGUAAGGUAUACCACUGACUUAAGCAGCUUCUCUCUGUUUUCUAGAAGGAAAAAAGACACAAAGAAUUGUUAACAUUAAAAAUAAAAUUGAUUUUUGAGCCCUUAUUUCACUGAACAAGCUUGGACAUUCUGAGUACAAUACCAUAUUGGUAAUUAGCACACUGUUUUCAACUAACAAAUUAAGGAAGCAUGGUUGAUAUUUGUGCUUAUGUCUUCUGCCACCUUGUGCCUAAACAGUUUGCUUUUUUACGUGGUAAACUUAUGGUUUACUAUCAUAUUGGUAAAUUAAAACCAAUUUCUAAAGCACUUUUAAGAUUUCUGAUAGUACUGUGGGCAAUAGCAAGGACGGAUAAAUUAUGGAAAAUGAAUUUUAACUUGACAACCACUUUAUUUUAGCUGAUUUGUUUUUACAUGUACUUUAGAAACUUGUGAAUUUUUUUCCUGAAGUUUCUGAAUUUAAUAAAAUUUAAGAAACCUGACUUAGAUGAACUUUCCUCUUGUAAUUCUGUGCUGUUUGUUUGUAUACAGGUAGAUUGGGAGCCCAGUCUCUGGCACCAAAAAAUGAAAAGUCAUUGUAUUUGACAAAGACAUAUUUAUGUAAGAAUGCUUAAAUGUAUUUGCUUAUUCACUGGAAGUCAUAAAAAGUUCAGGAAACUUGUUUGCUUUCCAUCCAUUGUAAUAGGAGCUUGAAGAGGGUGUUGCCUCCUACCUUUUUCUCUACAACUUUUACAUGACUCGAAGUUCAGUUAUGUGCGAAGGUGCAAGAGAAAAAAAAUUAUUGUUCUUGCUUCAUUGCCUCGCAUGCAAGUUUAGCUGUCAGCUCAAGCUUUGUUAACUUUUAAUGAAGGACUGUUUGAGUGAGUGGCCUGCACAACCAUUGGCAGAUUAAAAGAUGAAAAAAGGCAAGCUAGUUACAGUUCUAAAUCUUUUCUAACUUGCGUUAGCUGAUCAUCCUUCUUCAGGAGAUAUUCUGGUUAGGAGUAACCUGUUCCAGUCUUCAGGGUGUGUGCUGGGGGGUUGUUUCCUUCUAAUACAGCCAAUGUGCUGUACCACUAGAACUUGUCAGAUGUUGUGAGGUCCUCUAGUUCCUGCCAAUUUCUUUAUGCUGGAGAAAAUACACAGCAGUAUUUUGGAAGGCAAACAUGGCAAGCAUAAAUCCCGGGAGUGUCAGAAGCAGGAUAGCAACCUCUGCUCCAAAGUAGCAGCAGUUUCUUGACUCUCGUGAAAUAAUGGCAGAUAGAUCCUGCCCGUUGAACAAUGUUUUCACUGAUUUUGGUGUGAUUAGGAUUAAAUCCAUUAAUACCUAAAAUGGCACGAUUUCAGUGGUAUGUCCAGUUAGCACUGUGGAUUGCAGUGUCUUGUACCAAAACUGAAGUUCAUUUCUGUUAAUAGACUGAUGAAAUAUUUGAUCAUGACUGCAGUGUUUUAUAUCCGUUUAUAAUGGACGCUCAGCCAGCGGGUUUAUUAACAAAUCACUUCUUCAUAGAUGAGCAGAAGGAAAGUAGGAAGACGAGCAUUUUUUAUCUUUUGUAAUACUGAAUCAUGAUAUGGAAAAAGCUGAAAACUCCUGGCUUACCAGCAUACCUUGUAUUAAGUAACAGCUAUCACAGCUGCUAUUGUGCUGUGUGGUGGUGUGUAGCUGCAGUCGUGCCUCCCUUCCACCAGAUGCUCUGCUCCUUCAAAACAGAGGUACACAAAUGAUUUCAGUGUUCGGUACCACUGAGGAAUGGGGAAGAACAGAAGCAGGAAUAAAAGAUAGGAAGUUAAAGGCCAGGGUAUGGCAGCUUGCUACAGCAAAUUUGUGUUUGUGCCCUUGCUGGCAACUUCAGCAUUCUCUCAUUUGUGUUGAGUGCUUCAUCUGUUCUUCAUGUCACUUCACUGACAGGGCAGAAACCUCUGGCAGAGGAGGGGAAAGACAUGAAUAUCUCGAUUGAUUUGCCCCUUUAUCGUUGUUAUUUGUGAAAGUGGUAAGUGGUAAGCUGAUCACUACUUAGAGUGCUAGAUUUAAACAGGAUAGGGAAUUCAGUAGGUCUUUCUGACUUGGGCAAGGAUUUCUAGUUAAUCCAGUUAGCCUGGAAGCCAAUGGUUAUCUUAUCGGACUAGUAUUAUGUGUUGUCUAAAUAGGGCUGUUCUGCCAGCUCUCAGUGCAAGCAUCUCGGCUUUGUAAUCGUUUCACCCAGUGCCUCUGCCUUCCUGUGUCAAAAUCUGAGUUAGGAAGAUUUGUAGCAGCUACGUUUUUGAGGUGGGAAGAAAAACAAAGUAGGUAGGAAAAGUGGAAUAGAACAACCAAGCUAGUAAAGAAGGAACUUUUUCCAAAGGAGAGUAUAGAAUGCAGACCACUUCCAGCCUAAUCUCUCCCCCAUAUGGAGAGCUCAUUCGCACGAGUUUUCUGUAGUUUGCGAAAGAAAAAAGAAAUGACAU
Molecule: messenger RNA, 4438 nt
Organism: Struthio camelus australis
Lineage: Eukaryota; Metazoa; Chordata; Aves; Struthioniformes; Struthionidae
Source: RefSeq, a predicted model, not a curated record